Messenger RNA from Cucurbita maxima (winter squash), 2221 nucleotides. Its product is annotated as protein WVD2-like 5. The transcript has 9 exons. Lineage: Eukaryota; Viridiplantae; Streptophyta; Magnoliopsida; Cucurbitales; Cucurbitaceae. Bases 367 to 1854 code for a protein of 495 amino acids. Gene Ontology annotation, molecular function: microtubule binding. The record is from RefSeq and is a predicted model, not a curated record.
UCUGUCUUCUUCAUCUCUUCCUCUUUCUUUCUUUCUCUCUCUCUCCUUUGAUAGAAAGGGGGACUUGACCUGGAAAUGGAUUUGAAUGCUACUACUCUCUCCACUCUCCGCUUCUGAGAUUUCCAUUUCCCUCUCAUUUCUCCCUUUCAAUUCUUCCUUUAACUCCUCCAAUUUGCUUCUCCAUUCUUGGAUUUGCUAGAUCUUGUUUCGGAUCCGUGGAUCUCUGCUACCUUCGGCAUUAUCUCUUUCUCUCUUGUUGCAGAUCCUUUCCGCAGCUUCUUCAAUCUCGCGCCUCGAAUCGAAGCUCAUACGGCUUUGUUUUUCAUGAGGUUCUGAUCGGCUGCGCGGUUUUCGAGUUUACAACAAAUGAUGGAAUCGGAAAUCCUUGUACCUGCUGAUGGGCUCAAACUGACCCUUCAAAAUGGGUUUCAUGACCAUAUUUCUGACAACUCAGAGGACAUCGUUGCAAAAGUUAUAGUGAGCGAGGGCAUAAGCAAUGACGUCGGGGCUACAACUCAGCAAGGAAAUAUGGAAAAUGAUCUCAAAUUGAGUGGCAGUGCAACUAAUGAUUCAAAGACUAGGGAACUCAUGGAGGGAUCAAGUUUUCCGGAAGAAAGCAAUAUAUCAAUCCUUUCUAAGGAAGGAGGGGAAAAGAAUGUUGAUCCUUCUAAGCAAGUAAAACCAGAGAAGGGUCAAAUCAAGAGCAAAAAUGAAAAGUCAUCAGGCCCUAAACACAUUCAUUCGACAGGGGUGAUUAAGAAUAAACAUGGAAAAGAUUCGGAACAGACUGCUGCUCUUUUAAAUGGUUCUACCUCAGGUACAGGUACAGGUACAUCGCAUCCACACUCGAAGCAGCAUUAUAAGAGUAGAUCAUUCAAUGACAGGCAAGCUCAAGUGCCAAAGCAAUCUGAGAAGUCUGAUGGAGAAGGAUCAAAGGAGAAUACGAACUUGAAACCUUUGCAGAAAGGUCAUCCUAGUAAGUCAGAAGAAGAAUCAGAAUCUUCUUUAAGUCCAAGAGCAGGGGAUGAGAAACCACACAGGAUUGGGAGACUUCCUAACUAUGGUUUUAGUUUUAGAUGCAAUGAGCGUGCUGAGAAAAGAAAAGAGUUCUAUUCGAAACUUGAGGAAAAGAUACAAGCCAAGGAAGUAGAAAAGAAUACUUUACAGGCAAAGUCCAAGGAAACUCAAGAGGCUGAGAUUAAAAUGUUUAGAAAGAGCUUGAACUUUAAAGCAACUCCCAUGCCUAGCUUUUAUCAGGAACCACCUCCACCCAAAGUAGAAUUGAAAAAGAUACCACCUACAAGAGCCAAGUCUCCCAAGCUUGGCCGAAAGAAGGGUUUGAGCCCGGCAGACACUUCGAGUAAUGAUGGUGGUGAUUUUCGAUCAGUUCGCUUAAGCCUUGAUGAGAAUGCGGCUCUGAUUAAUAAUUCCAAGGGGGUCUCUCCUGCUCGUUCAGAGAAGCCUAAACGCAGGUCUCUUCCUAGACUGCCUUCUGAGAAAAGUGCACUAUCUGGUGUCAUAGCACAUGCAGGAAAAUCCUCUGCAAUUAAGGUGAAAAAUGCAGAGAAGCCUGCUGCUGCUGCAGCAUCUACAAUUGGAAAGAAAGAAGAAAAACGUGCAUCAGAGAAGCCUGCGAGUUUACAAAUGGUAGACGAAGAGAAAAUUGCUCCCUCGGACACGACAAACAAAGUAGUAGCCUCUCUUAGCCAGGAAGAGAACGGAGUUGCAACAGCUGAGCCCAGUGAAACAGGGAUCAAUUCGGACGAAGAGGAGGCAGAGAAUGAAGAAGAAUAUCAUCAGCAUCAGACGUCGGUGGAAGAAGCUGUAGAAUUGGAGCAGCCAUCAAGCAUUUAAAGCAGCAGACACAGCCACAGCCAAGGGCGUGAUGCCAUUUUGGAAAUGGAACAAAAAAAAUGGUAUGAGACCUGAUGACUUACUUGGGCAUUAAGAACUGAAAGAAUGAAUAUUUGGGUUGUGAUUGUUAUUGUAUUAUUAUCGUGUCUUCUUCUGUCAAUAGCAGCAAUUAGUUCUCUCACUUGUGUGCUUCCUUCCAUUCACGGUUGCUGGUUGCGUCACUUUUCAAAACCACUUCCCAUCAUUGUAUGUAACUUCUCUCGUCAACUUUCCUUUUUGAUCUAAUUUAUGUUUCUGCCUCUUUUUUUUCGUUACUUGGAGAAACCCUUUGGAAAUCAACACCCUACAAAAUGAUUGUGAUUUCUUC